GUUUCACUUUUGACGGAACAGAGCAAUCUCCGGCCUAUUUCUGCGGAGGAAAUUCAGUCGUUUGUGUCGAAAGUUCAGAAAUUUUUUUUGCCGAUCGAAAUGCAGUUGAAACAGCAGAUUUGUGAGGCUUUGAUGGUUUUUUGUUCGCGGACACUCGACGCGAGGUUUGCCCGGCCUGUCAUUCCAAGACGUAAGCGGCGGAACUUCAACAAGGAGGCGACAGAUGUGUUGAAUGAGUACUUCCACAGCAAUCUGACCAAUCCUUACCCAGAUGAGGAGGCCAAGCUCGCCUUGUCCAAGAAAUGUGGUAUUUCAGUGUCACAGGUGAGUGUGGGUGGGAUAGUGCAGGUGUCUAAUUGGUUUGGAAAUAAGCGAAUUCGGUUUAAGAAGAACGUGAUGAAGCAUGGAGCUACUCAUCAGCCUGUUCAGAAGAAGCAGACAUCUCCUGGACAGCAAAUGAUGUAUGGGUACAAUAAUGAGUACCCUUCCUCAUCGUAUAUGGACUAUCAUCAGAGAGGAUUCUGAGUUAACUCUA
Messenger RNA from Octopus sinensis (East Asian common octopus), 535 nucleotides. Its product is annotated as pre-B-cell leukemia transcription factor 1-like. Gene Ontology annotation, cellular component: nucleus. The coding region runs from base 100 to 525 and encodes 141 amino acids. NCBI's taxonomy places the organism in Eukaryota, Metazoa, Mollusca, Cephalopoda, Octopoda, Octopodidae. Gene Ontology annotation, molecular function: RNA polymerase II cis-regulatory region sequence-specific DNA binding; DNA-binding transcription factor activity, RNA polymerase II-specific. The transcript has a single exon. The record is from RefSeq and is a predicted model, not a curated record. Gene Ontology annotation, biological process: embryonic organ development; animal organ morphogenesis; neuron development.